Messenger RNA from Colletotrichum scovillei, 669 nucleotides. RefSeq lists its product as uncharacterized. The record is from RefSeq and is a predicted model, not a curated record. The coding region runs from base 1 to 669 and encodes 222 amino acids. Lineage: Eukaryota; Fungi; Ascomycota; Sordariomycetes; Glomerellales; Glomerellaceae. The transcript has 2 exons.
AUGAAGGGCGUUGUUAUCAAGCUGACCAUGUCGAAGCACGAGUUCGGGAACAGCGUCACCUUGUGUAACCCUGUCCCAAGGCUCAUCAAGUACAGGCCCAAUACUCCGGAGAUGUUCAGGCGCUCCUUCAUGGCUUCGGUCGGCCACAAGAACAUAUCAACUAUCCUGUACGACGUCGUGAGCAUAUCGAUCGAGAUGAGGAAGAUCGUCUACAACUUCACAAAGGGCCAGGCGACCUCCGGAAGGAAGGUUCUUGUCUUCGCGGGGGUCCUGAGAUCCCAGGAGCUCGGGAGCAUUGAUGUGAGGAACCUCCCGUACAUGGUCGUCGACUCAAAUAUCAACACCUCAAGGCUGCUUGCACAAAAGACCGGGGUCAGGAUCUUGAACUGCGACGCGAAACCCAGUAUGUUGAAGCAGGUCAAGGCGGUCACGAGGUCGUUUGGCAACAUCAUGAUCUUUGACGUCACGUUCCAGGAUUUCUUGGUGUCAGAAGGCAUCAUGGAAACGUCCCCCGUCUACGUAGCCGACCUCUUCCACAACGACAUCGAGAACGGGAUGCUGGGCACGAAACCGGUGGCUCAGUGGCUUGUGCCUCAAGGUCAUCACCCUCGCUACACCGCAGUUGCACUUCAUGGCCCUCACGUCCUCGUAGUCGUUCGGCAAUCUUGA